Messenger RNA from Nothobranchius furzeri (turquoise killifish), 1314 nucleotides. Its product is annotated as olfactory receptor 1E16-like. Lineage: Eukaryota; Metazoa; Chordata; Actinopteri; Cyprinodontiformes; Nothobranchiidae. Gene Ontology annotation, molecular function: odorant binding; G protein-coupled receptor activity; olfactory receptor activity. Gene Ontology annotation, cellular component: membrane. Gene Ontology annotation, biological process: G protein-coupled receptor signaling pathway; detection of chemical stimulus involved in sensory perception of smell. The record is from RefSeq and is a predicted model, not a curated record.
AUGGACCUAUUCAACUCUGCUCUUGGCAGAAAUAUCACCUUUAUCCGUCCUGCAUAUUUCAUAAUAAGUGGAUUUAUUGAUAUUCCUUAUAUGCAGUAUUACUAUGUUUUUCUUUGUUUUGUCUAUAUCGCUUCAGUCCUUGGAAACACAGCAGUGAUGGUUGUAAUCUACCUGGAUCAUAGCCUCAGAACUCCUAAAUAUGUUGCAGUUUUUAACCUUGCACUUGUGGAUCUGUUAAGUAGCACUUCUCAGGUGCCGAAGGUGCUCGACAUCUUUUUGUUUAACCACUUUUCCAUCCCCUAUAUUGACUGCUUGAUGUUCUUUUUUUUCUGCUAUUCGUUGCUCUCACUUCAGGCUCUUAACCUGCUUGCUCUCUCCUACGACCGGGUGGUGGCUAUCAUGUAUCCUCUGCACUAUCAAAGAAAGAUUACCAACAGAUUUAUGUUUAGUCUGAUAGCUUUUUUCUGGUUAUUUGCUAUAGUUGCUAUUCUCACAGCAGUUGGUCUUCUCACACGACUCUCCUUCUGUAAUUCAGUGGUGAUUAACAGCUAUUUCUGUGAUCAUGGUCAGAUAUACAGGCUUGCAUGCAAUGACACUUUUCCCAGUUAUGUCAUUGGUUAUGUGUUACCAUGCCUUAUUCUAUGGGUUCCUCUUUUACUCAUUUUAUGUAGUUAUCUUUGUAUCGGCUAUGCUUUGGCUAAAGUAGCAUCAGGUAAAGAAAGAGCAAAGGCACUGAAAACCUGCACAGCUCACAUUUCAUUAGUGAUUAUGUAUUUUGUCCCUUUUUUAACCACAUAUACUAUUGGUGCACAAAUACAUCCCAAUGCCAGGAUCAUAAACAUGUCACUUGCUUCGGUUUUACCUCCCAUGUUAAAUCCAAUCAUUUAUGUUUUACAAACACAAGAAAUCAAAAAUUCAUUGAAGAAAUACAUCGGUAAGAGUUCGUGUGUUGUUCCAACAUCAACUCCGAAGGAAUUUCCUGUUUUGGUCUCUGCCUGCUUCCAACAGGAAGUCUCCACUCACAGUUUCCACAGAGAGACGUGCUACCAAAUAUGGUCUGGUUCUCGCCUGUUUACUGUUGAAUGUUCAAAGGCUGUGAGCUAUAAGAAGGGGACCACUUGUGAUGGUCUGGGUCUUUUUCGGCUAAUAACAGAAAAUGCCCACACAUUGGCACCCCAGAUGGGUGAACAGCGAGGGCUUUCCGUGGUGUCCCUUGGCUCCUGUCCAGUGGCUGAGGCCCGAACUAAGGGCCCAGAUCCUUCCUCUUGGACGGUCAGAGAUGAAAAUGACCGGAGUGUAGGCCUGGGGACCUGA